Molecule: messenger RNA, 2046 nt
Organism: Hemibagrus wyckioides
Lineage: Eukaryota; Metazoa; Chordata; Actinopteri; Siluriformes; Bagridae
Exons: 14
Coding region: 568-1920 (450 amino acids)
Source: RefSeq, a predicted model, not a curated record
UUGUAUUGAAUGAAACUGAUUCAUACAAUAUGAUAAAUAAUCAAGCGCCUGUUCUUCUCUUGACUAGACUACUGCUACUAAAUUCAGUAUUUAGUAAGCAUCUAAAACAUUACGUUUUUAGUAUAACACUCAUUAAGAAUUGUUUAUAUUUAUUCAACAACAAUAUUUAAAUGUGCCUAAUAUUAUCUUGUCUUUUGAUUGGAGUCCUAGAAAGUUGUAUUCCUGAACUUUUCACCAUCAAUACAUUAUGUCCAAGUUGACAUCAUUAUAUUUGUGUUUUUUUGUUUUCUCAAGACAGUUGAAAAACAGAGAAAUGAACUAAACAUAAGGGCUGAAGCAAGUGCUUAUACUAUCAACAUUAAAAAAAUGAAUAGAGAUUAAUAACCUGGCAAAUUCAACAGACUCAAAAGGGCUACAAGUUUUGUGGGUUUGUCUUACAAAACCCUUCACUUGUGACCUGGCCUCUCUAUAGCAACACAUUCUCAAACACACACUGAGAAACUCUGAGCAGCAAAUUCAGGCUUCUCAUUCACUGAGUCAAACAGUGCACUGGACUGUGCCAACCACAUGAUGACACUGAAGACCCAAGAUACUCAUCACACUAGCUCUUUUCCAUCUAUUUUGGAAUCCUACCUGCAUUCCGAAGACUUGGGAAAGGCAGUCUCUGUGGCCAAAGUUGUGACGCAGAUGAAGAAGCUGAAGGAGAGAAGAGUUCAGCGUCCUAUAUCUGCUGCUGAGAUCCAAAAAAAGAAAGCCCUACUUGAACAGCGCCAUCUUGAGUCAUACCGCCGGCUUCACCGCUUGAAGGACAGCUUGUCCCGACAAUACGCCAUGUUGCUCACGGAGAAAGUCCAAAAACAGCGACAAGAGAUGAAACAGCACGCCUCGGCUGAUUUAAAAACGCCAGAAAAACACAAUGAACAGAGCUCAAGACUCUUGUCCUUCCAGGAGCUUGUUGGUUCGACCCUUAAAGAUAAUUCUACAUUCCUGAAGUCUUUACCUAAGACACGUUAUCACCUGAUCUUGGAGCUCCAGAGGCAACUGGGCCAGCGUGAGUGUCUGCAGGGUAUCAGGGAGCAGGAGGUGUUCAGGUCCUGGGUGGACCAGAGCAAAACCCAACAGCUGGAGAAACAGCUACAGCAAAUGGAGCUUUCCAGCAAGUCUGCUCCAGAGCUGAAGUUAGACGAUUUGCUACAGAAAAAGUUAAAAGUUCUACCAAAGAUACAGAUUUCUCUUGCAGAAAGUGACAAUCAACAGGAACACCAUGAUGCAUUCUCAGAGAGUGGAGGAGGAGUACAGGUCAGCUCUCCAAUUCUCCACGGCAAACAAAUCCAGGAACAGGAUGAAUCCGAGCUAAGGUUUCCCAGUGUGUUCUUGCAGAAGUUACAGGUACCCAGGUUUUCCACUUUGCAGCCCAGCUUCUUGGAAACAUUCAGGACCAACAUUGCUCCUUUGAGAGCUAAUGAGUCACUUCACAAAUCAAACACUGCAUCUGUAGCUCAGCGCAAGCUACGUCUCAUGCACAGCCUGUCUCUUUUGAACAUGGCUCAGUCUCGCAGCUUACUAAUUAAAAAUGAACUGAUGCCGCAGUACGAUGAAGGAUACAGCAUCCAAGACAUGGUGGAUUAUGUACGUCCAAACAUAGCCUCAGCUAAAGAACUGCGAUAUUCUAGUGAUCCUCCCUCUCCAGCCCAGUCUCUGAGAGAUCACACAACACCUGAAUCCACUGAAUGCAUUAAAGAGGAAAUAAAUACCCAAGCUGACCAGAUGGCCAGCUCUGAACUGUCUGAAGAAGUGCAAAAUACCUGCAACAGCACCAGUGCUGACAAGGUUCCCUUGUCCAUGGAGGAUAUUUAUUCUCCUUGCAUUUUACUGGGUAAAACAUUUAACAAGAAGAUGUGGAGCAAUUAUGCACAGUGAAAUGAUUUUAGUCGUUCAGAACUGCAACGUUUAAAGCAAAUAUUUCUUUCCAUUGUGAUUAUGCAUUACUUUUCUUUUUUUUGCACAAUAGUUUUGCCAUUUAAGGGAACCAUUUAUUUCCUUCUC